This is a messenger RNA of Saimiri boliviensis boliviensis (Bolivian squirrel monkey), 2165 nucleotides long. RefSeq names its product fibronectin type III domain containing 11 (gene FNDC11). The record is from RefSeq and is a predicted model, not a curated record. NCBI's taxonomy places the organism in Eukaryota, Metazoa, Chordata, Mammalia, Primates, Cebidae. Gene Ontology annotation, molecular function: protein binding.
UCCUCUGGGUUUUCCACCUGGGAAGCAUGCCUCAGAAUUCCCUCCAGCGUGAAAUCCACGCCAGCCAGGGCAGGGCGUAGUCCUGGGUCCUGGCCUCCUGUUCUCAGGUUGAACCUCAUCCCAGGCACACUCCCUGCUGUCUCCAGGGGGCUCAAGGGUUGCGCCUUUGAGCAAGAGGCAGACGUGGCUUGAUGGUCCCUGUGUGGCCUUGGAGAAGUCACACACUCACUGCUUAGUUCUCAUUUGCGGUUCAGGUUUGUCCAAGGCCCAAGUGGUUGCGACAACCUGAGAUCCCCAGGGUUGCUGGGAGCCGGGGUGACGGCCAGAGAUGCAGCUUGCUCUCCAGGGAGCUGCAGCAGAGCCUGGGGCCACAGCUGCGCUCACGGGGCACCACGGACAGAGCUCAGGCUUGGCUCAGCAGCUGGGUGCAAACCCUGGAUGAGAGCAAGCACCAGCCUUCUUAGCCUCAGGCUCCUGGGGAAUGGGGUGACAGAAUCCAGCCCCUUCGUCGGGUGUUGCUUGUGGAGUCUGUGAGCUCACCAGGCACAGGAUCCCUGGUCCACAGUGAGGGAGGACUACUCCUCCAGGCCCGGGCCUGGCUGCCCUCCUCCCAUGCUGACCGGUCAGCUGGCCUUGUCUUUGGUGAGGCACGUCCCUGUUCUGCAACUGCAGUGAGAUGUGGAGAGUCCCCAGGGAGAACCGGAGCGGGAGGAUGGCCGACGAGUGUCCCCAAGGGGGGUCCUAUGCUGCGUAAGACCUCGCUGUCUCCUCUCCACAGCCCCAUGGGACCCCCUUUCAGCACCAGCGCCAGGAAGCGGGACCCUUGCCCCGCACUGGGGUUUCUGCCCUGGCCGUUCCGGCUGGAAGCCUGCAGUCCUAGCCUUUCCUGUUCCGUCCUCCAGGCCACUAUUUGUCAGUAAAGGUUUUCGCCCCUCAGCAUAAACUGCCUCCAGAUCUGUAGCCUGCACAUCCAGCCCUCCAGGCAGCCUCUUCCCAGAGAGUUGUGCCCCGAGGAAGGACAGAGGCCCAGCAUGGGGGCAGUGGGCUGAAGCCACUGCUAAGCGAGCUGUGACCCAGGGAGGCCAGCCCAGCUGACACCCAGCCCUCCCCCCAGCUCCUGGAUGAUGAGCUCCCACGUGGCAGGCCUGGGCCUGGACAAAAUGAAGUUGGGCCGUCCCCAGUCCCUCCCGGACCAGGACGAGGCGGACGACCAGCAGCUGCUGGAGCCGGAGGCGUGGAGGGCCUACACGGAGCGCCGAAACGCCCUGCGUGAGUUCCUGACGCUGGACCUGAGCCCACACCUGCUCAAGCGUCACCACGCCCGCAUGCAACUGCUGCGGAAGUGCUCCUACCACAUCGAGGUGCUGCCCAAGCACCUGGCCCUGGGCGACCAGAACCCGCUGGUGCUGCCCAGCGCCGUGUUCCAGCUCAUCGACCCCUGGAAGUUCCAGCGCAUGAAGAAGGUGGGCACGGCGCAGACCAAGAUCCAGCUCCUGCUGCUCAGGGAGCUGCUGGAGCAGCUCGACCACAGUCGCGCCGAGCUCGACGCCCUGCUGGAGUCGCCCGACCCGUGGCCCUUCCUGGCCGGCUGGGCACUAGUGCGGCGGCGGCUGGCGGAGGUGUCGGCCGCCAUGGACAGCUUCCUGACCAUGAUGGUGCCGGGCCAGCUGCACAUCAAGCACCGCCUGGUGUCCGACGUGGGGGCCGCCAAGAUCCCGCACAUCCGGCUCGUGCUGAGCACCAAGAUGCCCGUCAUGUUUGACCGCAAGGAGUCGGCAGCCCACCAGGACUGGGCCCGGCUGCGCUGGUUCGUCACGGUGCAGCCGGCCACGCUGGAGCAGUACGAGCUGCGCUUCAGGCUGCUGGACCCCCGGACGCAGCAGGAGUGCGCCCAGAGCGGCGUCAUCCCCGUGGCCGCCUGCACGUUCGACGUCCGAAACCUGCUGCCCAACCGCUCCUACAAGUUCACCAUCAAGAGGGCUGAGAGCGCCACGCUGGUGUACGAGCCGUGGAGGGACAGCCUGACCCUGCAGACCCAGCCGCGGCCGCUGGAGGGGCCGAGUCUCAGCCACACCAUCCGAGAGGUGGUUUUCUAAUCCUUAUCCGCUAAUAAAGAGGAGUGUAAAUGAACAGACAGAAUUAAAGAAACAAACCUAUUUACAUUU